AUGGGUAAAAGAAAAGUUCCAAAGAAUGUGUCUCAACCCGGAGCUGAAUCAGUACCCAGUAAAAAAGAUGAUGGGUCGACGAAAGAAACAAUUAAAAUAAAAGGAAAAAAGACAUACUCCCUUCAAGUUUCUACUAAAGAUGUAGGCUCAACAACUGAUUUGCAAAAGGUAAACAUUCCAGAGAAGCUUGAGCAUGCCCUUUGUGAGCUGAUCAUUGAAGAACAGAAGUCUAGAAAAGUUCUUGGCGAUAUCUCCAAAAGGAUCACACCCAAAAAGUUAACAGAUGUUUACAACAGUCUGUCAGAUGCUGGAUUUUCCAAGAAUCAAGUGGAGGCAGCCAUGUUGGCUACUAUCAUGUUGGGUGGUGAUCUGGUUCAUGCUUUAGAUUGGCUUUGUCUUAACACUCAAAAUGAUCAGCUUCCAACUGGAUUCUCAGAAACACUAAAGAAAGAGGAAGAAAAGUUAAGGCCUAAGUUUGACAGAUCUUUACUUGCUCAGCCUAUAGUUGUACAAUCUGAAAAUAAAAAGACAAGUGUAGAAGCCAGUGACAAAAAGCCAGCCAUGAAAGAUUGGAUACUGCAGUAUGCAGAGCAGAGUUCAAGUGAUGGCAGUGCUACUGAAGAGGAAGCUGAGCCUGUAUACGAUCCUACAUCCCGGUAUGCUGAGCUCCAUUCCAAGAUGCAGGACCUGAAAGAUCAGGCUGCCAUAGCUAAGUGUAACAACAACACUGAACAACAUAAGCAGCUGUCUAAGCUGUUGAAGGAGGUCCACUUGGAAAUGUCCUCGGUGGAGAAACACCCAGAGUUUGACAAGUCGAUAAAAUCAAGGCUUAAAUCCAACGUAUCAUCCCAACCCAAGGAGAAGAAACCUGCCCCAUCACCAGUCGAAAGUAAACAAAGCGUGACUGAGAAGGAGGAAGGAGAGGAUUUAGGACUGGGUCUUUUUGCACAGGCUGAGGCAUCAACAGACCCUUCAGCAACAGCUGAUACAAAACCAAAAGAAGAUGUCCGAACUUUUGAAUACACCCGCUCACAGUGGACAGGAAAGUCUCCUAAACAGUUUCUGAUUGACUGGGUGAGAAAACAUCUACAGAAGAGUGGACCUCCAAAGUUUAGUAAAAUUCAAGUGAAAUUUAACAGAUUUAAAAGCACAGUUACAGUUGAUCGUCAAAAAGAUGGACUGCUCACAGUUACCCCAGAUAUCUUGUGUGACAACAUCAAGGACUCAGAGCAUUUGGCUGCUACAUUAGCCUUGUACAAGUUGUGUCGAGGACAGCCUGUUCAUCAGCUGCUUCCUCCCCCUUAUCGCAAUGUGUGGCUGGAGUGGUCUGACGAAGAAAAGAAAUCUUUAGAAGAGGCAAAACAAACAGAAAAUAAACCCAGGGACCAGUUCAUCUCUAAGCUGAUGAAGAAACUUAACAUAGAAGACACUGCUGGCAAACCUGCGAGUAAGGAAAGUAAAGAUAAGAGUAGAGGAGAUGAGGAGGAGGAGGAUGACUGGGAGGCUUUAGCUGACAAAGGUUUGUUAAAUGAGAUAUUUACCAGUACUUCUGUUGAGCCUAAAUCAGAGAUCAGCAAGCUGCAGAAGCAAGCAGGUUCUCAUUUACUGAGCGCACUGCAGAAGAGAAGAUCAACAUCAGAGUACCAAGAUCUGCUAGCUGUUCGUCAGCACUUACCUGUGUAUCUGUACAGGCAACAGAUUUUAGCUGCUGUGAGAGAACAUAGUGUUGUGGUGAUAGCUGGAGAGACAGGGAGUGGAAAGAGCACCCAAGUACCUCAGUUUCUUCUGGAGGAUGGCAUAGAUGGAGGUGCAGACAAUAUCAACAUUGUGUGUACAGAGCCUAGGAGAAUCUCAGCCACCAGUCUAGCAACAAGGGUAUCCCAGGAGAUGGGUGAGAGUGGCCUCCCCUUGAAGGAGGCUUUGGUGGGGUACCAGAUCAGGUUUGAGUCCCGCAGGGGCCCCCACACACGGCUCAUGUACUGUACCACAGGUGUCAUCCUCAGACAGCUGCACAACGCAGACAAGUUCAGGGGUGUCACUCACCUCAUUAUUGAUGAGGUGCACGAAAGAAGCGUGGACUCUGACUUUUUGAUGAUAGUUGUUAAGGAGAUUCUGGCUCGCAGAACAGAUCUAAAAGUGAUUCUGAUGAGUGCAACACUUGACAGUCAGAAAUGUUCUGCUUACUUUGGUCACUGUCCUGUUAUCAACAUUCCAGGCCGUACUUUUCCUGUGCAGGUUUUUUAUCUGGAAGAUGUAAUAGAGAAGACAGGCUAUGUUGUGGACGAUGACUCACCAUAUACCCUCAGCCAUCACCAACUUAUCAAGGAGGACACAGCAUCUGUGGAGGUGACUUUAAAAGGAGGGAACACAUCCAAGCAAAACCUUUCAUGGACACAGGAAGACAUCAGUAAAAUCGACAGGACAGACCUGUCAGCUGAGACAUAUUCAUUGAGAACUAGAAAUGCUAUCACUCGAUUGAAUCCCAAUAGAAUUAAUCUGGAUUUAAUUGUGGAUCUGCUGAAACACCUUGAAUCAUCACCUCCAUUUUGUGACAUCAGUGGUGCUGUGCUCAUCUUUUUACCUGGGCUGGCAGACAUUCAGGAGCUGUAUGAAAUGUUGACCACCAUGAGGGACUUCACCAACACCUCCAAGUACCAGAUCUUUGCCCUUCACUCUAUUCUCAACUCUCAAGACCAAAGUAAAGUCUUCUCAGUUCCUCCCCCUGGUAUCAGGAAGGUUGUCAUAGCAACCAACAUAGCAGAGACAGGAAUCACAAUACCUGAUGUUGUUUACGUGAUAGACAGUGGGAAGGCCAAAGAACUUCGGUACAUGGAGACUAGUCAGAUGAGUGCGCUGGAGGAAGUGUUUAUAAGCAAGGCCAACUGUAAGCAGCGCACUGGGCGAGCAGGCAGGGUGAAGGAAGGCUUCUGUUUCAGGCUGUACACUCAUUCACUGUUCCAGGGCCUCAAGGCUUACUCAACCCCAGAGUUACUGAGAGCUCCCCUUGAAGAACUCUGUCUCAACAUAAUGAAAUGUCAGUAUGGUAAACCCCAUGAGUUUUUGAAUGGUGCCCUUGACCCCCCCUCACAGACAGCAGUGUCCAGGGCCAUGGCACUGCUGAGGGAGGUUGGAGCUUGUGAGACAGAUGAGAGCUCCCUCACCCCCCUGGGUCACCUACUAGCAGCCCUGCCCGUCCAUGUCAGGAUAGGCAAGAUGUUGUUGCUAGGGGCCAUCUUUGGGUGUCUAGAGGAAAUUGCAGUUAUAGCUGCUGCCAUGACAGACAAGUCACCAUUUGUUGUGCCACUGAGUAAAAGGUCAGAAGCAGAUGUUGCCAAAGAAAAUUUGGCGGUCGGCAACUCAGAUCAUCUCACUGUAUACAAGGCAUAUCAUGGGUGGUGUAAAGCUAGAUUAGAGAGCAGGUCAGCAGAGAAUGCCUAUCUUUCCAAACAUUUUCUUAAAAAGUCAACACUUUUGGAAAUUGAGAAUGUGAAGAAAGAUCUGGUGAAGUUGGUGGUCAGUAUAGGAUUUGAUCCUCAACCUUCAGUAACCAGGAAACUUAAUGAAGCUGCACCCAGUAACUUGACAGGGGAAGUUCUAAACAUAGCCACUGUUCAGAGUACAGGAAGUGACCUUGAUGUAGGAACCAUAGCACUGGUCAAAGCUGUCAUCACAGCUGGACUUUACCCACAGGUGGGUCAAGUGUUGACAGCCCCCUCUGUUGAAGCCUCAGAAAAGUUAUCCUGUUUGGUGGAAACCUCCCAGGGUGUAGCCCAGGUACACCCAUCAUCUGUCAACAAACAUCUGACAGCCACUGGUAGCUGGAUGCUUUACCAUGAAAAGGUCAGGAUGUCCCGUGUUUAUUUGAAAGACACAACAGUUGUUUCCCCUUAUGCUCUACUUUUGUUUGGUGGAGCUAUUGAAGUUCAGCACACACAAAGAGUUGUCCUUCUUGAUGGAUGGAUUAAAUACACAGCAGUUGCUAAAACUGGUGUGAUUUUUAAAGAAUUGAGAGUUUUACUGAACAGUAUACUGGAGAAAAAGCUGCGAGAACCUGCAAUGAAUUUAUCAGGCUGUCCAUUCAUUAUUUUACUCAAAGACCUGAUUCGUUCUGAAAGGCCCAGGUGAUUUUUCCCUCUCAUUCUUUCAAGUUUCAAAUUGAAGCUUUAUUUUUUAAAUGUGGCAGUUUGAUAACAUCACCAUUUUACAAGGAAGCUAUUAGGUACUUUAAUUCUAUUCACUAUUGUAAAGAUGUAUGUUGACUAAAAUGUAUGUUCUAGAAUUGAGGUCUCAGCAUUUUAAUGUCACAAUGUCAUAAUGCAAAUAAAAAUUAU
This is a messenger RNA of Physella acuta, 4331 nucleotides long. RefSeq names its product ATP-dependent RNA helicase DHX29. Gene Ontology annotation, molecular function: RNA binding; ATP binding; helicase activity. The record is from RefSeq and is a predicted model, not a curated record. Gene Ontology annotation, cellular component: intracellular anatomical structure. NCBI's taxonomy places the organism in Eukaryota, Metazoa, Mollusca, Gastropoda, Physidae.